ACUCUUCCUUAGUUUCUCUGAUUACUUGUGUAGAUGUGAUUACCCAUCAAGCCGAAACAAAAAAGUGUGAUUUUGUGAUUACUCUGGCGUAACAAUGCAUCAGUAUGGGUCAACGGGUCAACACUGCGAGUUCACGGCGGCGUCUUACUUCUCUUGGCCGACUUCAAGCAGGCUUAACAACGCCGCUGAGGAAAGAGCUAACUAUUUCUCAAACUUGCAGAAAGAGGAGGAGGAUGAUGAGGAGGUUUCUCCUGAACCAGCUUCCACAGAGCCUAAAGGGCAACGAGCCACUACUUUGCUUGAGCUCAUGACUAUAAGAGCUUUCCACAGCAAGAUCUUGCGUUGUUAUAGUCUUGGAACAGCUAUAGGGUUCAGGAUCCGGAGAGGGGUUCUUACUGAUAUCCCGGCGAUUAUUGUGUUUGUGUCUCGGAAAGUGCACAAGCAAUGGCUAAGCCCUCUUCAGUGUCUUCCUACUGCUCUUGAGGGAGCAGGAGGGAUAUGGUGUGAUGUGGAUGUGGUGGAGUUUUCUUAUUUUGGAGAACCUGAUCAUCAGCCCACACCUAAACAAACAUUCACUACUGACAUUGUUGAUCAUCUCCAAGGUUCUGACCCCUUCAUUGGAUCAGGCUCUCAGGUGGCAAGCCAAGAGACUUGUGGGACUUUGGGGGCAAUAGUGAGGAGUCAGACUGGAAGUAGACAAGUUGGUUUUGUGACUAACCGCCAUGUUGCUGUCAACCUAGAUUACCCGAGCCAGAAGAUGUUUCAUCCUCUCCCUCCUGCCCUCGGUCCCGGUGUCUAUCUUGGAGCAGUUGAGAGAGCCACUUCCUUCAUCACAGACGAUCUCUGGUUUGGCAUUUUUGCUGGCACCAAUCCAGAGACGUUUGUGAGAGCAGAUGGUGCAUUCAUCCCCUUUGCAGACGACUAUGACUUGUCACGAGUUACAACGUCUGUCAAAGGUGGAGUUGGAGAGAUUGGUGAGGUCAAAGCCAUAGAGUUGCAGUCUCCAGUUGGCAGUUUAGUGGGUAAACAGGUGGUGAAAGUCGGAAGAAGCUCUGGUUUGACUACAGGAACUGUGCUGGCUUACGCACUGGAGUACAAUGACGAGAAAGGAGUCUGCUUCCUCACUGAUUUUCUUGUUGUUGGGGAGAACCAUCGCAGUCCAUUUGAUCUUGAGGGAGACAGCGGAAGCCUCAUAGUGAUGAAAGGAGAGGAGAAGGCAAGACCCAUUGGGAUCAUAUGGGGAGGCACUGGAAGUCGCGGGAGGCUGAAACUGAAGGUGGGGGAGUGUCCAGAGAGCUGGACCACUGGUGUAGAUCUGGGCAGGCUUCUUACACAUCUUCAGCUUGAUCUCAUCACCACCGAUGAAGGGUUAAAAGCGGCAGUGCAAGAACAACGAACGGCCUCAACAACGGGGAUGAGCUCAAUGGUUGCCGACUCAUCACCUCCGUAUGUGAAUCUCAAGAAAGAGAAGAGAAGCCCAGAAGAAAAGUUAGAGGCAUCAUUAGGACCUCUUCAGGUCCAACACAUUGAUCUUGAAGAGAGAAUAGAAACAAAAGGAGGUGCUCCAAGUGUGGAACACCAGUUCAUGCCAACCUUCAGCGGUCAAUGUUCCGCAUCUGCUUGGCCUGAGACUGCUAAAGAGGAUCUAGUUGCCGGCCUUACAAAUGGUAGCUGCGAUGGGGAUUUAUGUGUUGGACUGCGUUUAGGGGACGAUGGAGCUAAACGCAGACGCACUCAAGUGACCAAGGAAAGAAUGAGACCAGCGGAAUAGAUCAAAAAGCUAACGACCUUUAAAGUUUGUCUUGCUCUGUGCAACACUUACAUUGAGAGAUUUGGAUUGGAUUUGUUUGUCAAUCGAACUUGAGCAUAGCCAAAUUUAGCUUCAGUUGGAUUCGGUUACCAUUCUCGUUUAUUCUGUUUGUCCAAUCCCAUUUCUCAGCAUUCAAUGUAUCAUUGAUGUCCCAAAGUGAAAUGAAAGUUGAAAUAAAAAUUGGGUCAUUAU
Molecule: messenger RNA, 2002 nt
Organism: Arabidopsis arenosa
Lineage: Eukaryota; Viridiplantae; Streptophyta; Magnoliopsida; Brassicales; Brassicaceae
Source: the annotation of a GenBank genome assembly